Ceutorhynchus assimilis (cabbage seed weevil) is the source of this 894-nucleotide messenger RNA. The record is from the annotation of a GenBank genome assembly. NCBI's taxonomy places the organism in Eukaryota, Metazoa, Arthropoda, Insecta, Coleoptera, Curculionidae.
AUGAAUUUGAGAGCGGGUGGAGAGUUUGAUAGAUACAUCCCUAGAAGAAGUUCUAGCGAUUUGGCCCAUUUAAAUUUGACGAAUAAUUCCUCAGAUGAUGAUCUGUUGAAUGUAGAAUUCGACGAUGAGAAAAACGGCUACCCACACCCGAUAUUUGCAAAUACAGCGAAGAGAGCAAAUAAUAUGAUUUCCUAUAAAAAUAGAAUUUUAGGGGCCUUGGGUAUCACUAGUUCGAGCAUAUUCAAGCCUUCCAACAAAAGAGAGUACAUAACUAAUAACAUAGAGGCUCGUUCAUGGCCAGUUAAAAGUAGAAAAAUGCCUUUAAUAAAAGCACCCGAAACGUUACUGGAUAUGCCUGGUGCCGAAGGAUUUGACAAUGUCAUAAUUCGCCAUAUGAUAGAUUGGAGUUCUAAAGGAAUAAUUGCUACAAUUUUUCGAGAAGAAGUUCAUCUGUGGUCAGAAGGCUUAGGACAGCUUGGACAAACCAACACAAAUCGAACAGUUGCUAAUUGUGUCAAAUGGAACAAAUCGGGCAGUAAAUUUGCUGUGGCAAGAACGAGCUCAAAAGUCAGUAUUAUAGAUGGGGCAACUUUGAAAGCUAGUUUUUAUUACGAAAAUCCUAGAGAGGAUAGUAUAAAUGGGUGUAAUUUUUUAACUGUAUUUAGCAGUUUACAUAAUCGAGUAGACGAAGUUCGAUUUCAUGUAGGAAGGGUGCCCUAUGUUAUUUGGGAUGGAACAGGGACUAAGCUAGCGUCUGUUGGAACUGAUGAAAACCUAGCCCUAUGGAACUUUUUUGGUGCGGACCCAGAAACGCAUAAAAUGCUAAAUAGGGAACCAAAAAGACAUCCCCGCGUUUUUGAUUUUCAAUAUUUAUUUGAUACUUGUUUGAGAUGA